Malassezia restricta is the source of this 513-nucleotide messenger RNA. Its product is annotated as diphosphoinositol-polyphosphate diphosphatase. The transcript has a single exon. Gene Ontology annotation, molecular function: bis(5'-adenosyl)-hexaphosphatase activity; endopolyphosphatase activity; diphosphoinositol-polyphosphate diphosphatase activity. Gene Ontology annotation, cellular component: nucleus; cytoplasm. The coding region runs from base 1 to 513 and encodes 170 amino acids. The record is from RefSeq and is a predicted model, not a curated record. Lineage: Eukaryota; Fungi; Basidiomycota; Malasseziomycetes; Malasseziales; Malasseziaceae. Gene Ontology annotation, biological process: diphosphoinositol polyphosphate metabolic process; diadenosine hexaphosphate catabolic process; diadenosine pentaphosphate catabolic process.
AUGCCAGGACAAAUCGAGCCUCGACGCGUCGCUGUGGCGCUAGCCAUCGAUUAUGACGAGAACCGAACAGAUCGUGCGCUUGUGAUGUUGGUACGCUCGCGCAAGCAUAGCGAUAAGUGGGUCGUACCUAAGGGCGGGAUCGAGAAGGGCGAGUCGGCCAGGGAAGCGGCAGCCCGAGAAUUAUGGGAGGAAGCUGGCGUGAAAGUGGGCAAGGAAGCACCGCCAUGGGGCCUCGAUGCUGAGCCUGUCAUGCAUAGAGACAAGCGCGCACACAAGAAAUGCCCUGCUGAUUUGAUCGACACGCCCAACAUGAUCCCCCGAGCAGUGUAUGUGCUGGAGGAAUUCCGAAUGCACCCCUCCAAUGUGCAUGCCAAGUGGCCCGAGGCUCAUGAGCGGGAGCGUCAGCUGUUUCCGCUACACGAAGCCAUUGAGCACGUAUCAUGGCGUGAGGGCAUGCGCGAACUGAUCGAAAAUGCACGAAUCGUAACAUCUGGCUUUUACAAAGGAACGUAG